Messenger RNA from Polyodon spathula (Mississippi paddlefish), 2131 nucleotides. RefSeq names its product prestin-like. Gene Ontology annotation, biological process: transmembrane transport. Gene Ontology annotation, cellular component: membrane. The transcript has 17 exons. NCBI's taxonomy places the organism in Eukaryota, Metazoa, Chordata, Actinopteri, Acipenseriformes, Polyodontidae. The coding region runs from base 235 to 2013 and encodes 592 amino acids. Gene Ontology annotation, molecular function: bicarbonate transmembrane transporter activity; oxalate transmembrane transporter activity; chloride transmembrane transporter activity. The record is from RefSeq and is a predicted model, not a curated record.
GAGUUUGCAACAUGCAAUGAUGAAACGCCUAUCUUCACAUAAUCAUCCUUAUAGUUAAAGGGCGUUUCAGUGUUAAACUGUAACUACGGUUGAUUGUGCGGGUACAUUUAAUUCUUGUCGAGCAGCGAUAUUCUUGUACGUGGAAAAAGAAUUACACAUUUGAUAGGGAGAAGACAAAGGUCUGGUUUUCUUCUUUGUACUGUGUGCAUUUCUGAAAUCUACAGUACCUUUGAUAUGGAAUACGAACCAGAAACUGAGAAUAUGUCCGGGACAUUGAUGUACCACGUGGACCGACCUGUAUAUAAUGAGGGAUGCAUCGAAACAGAGCUGCUGCAUAGGAAACAAAAGAAUCCCCAGACAAUAAAACAAAAGUUAUCUCAGAAUCUUCGCUGUUCUUCUAAGAAAUUGCAAUCGGCUGUGUACAGUUUCUUACCAAUUCUGACAUGGCUACCCUCCUAUCCAGUAAAGGAAUAUUUGUUGGGAGACAUUAUUUCUGGUUUGAGUACUGGAGUAAUGCAACUACCUCAAGGUUUAGCUUAUGCAAUGCUGGCAGCUGUGCCUCCUGUCUUUGGCCUUUAUUCAUCUUUCUAUCCAGUCCUGCUGUACACUUUCUUUGGAACCUCAAGACAUGUAUCUAUAGGCACUUUUGCAGUGAUAAGCCUGAUGAUCGGUGGAAUUGUGGUCCGGGAAGUUCCUGAUUCAGUGUUUGACAUUACAGCAGUUAAUGGAACCAAUAACACGGACAAUCAACUGGCACGGGAUGCCAUGAGAGUAAAGGUAGCGGUGGCUGUUACUUUCCUUACAGGAAUCAUUCAGUUUUGCUUGGGUCUUCUUCGGUUUGGCUUUGUUGCCAUCUACCUGACAGAGCCCCUGGUCCGAGGGUUCACAACAGCAGCUGCCGUGCAUGUGGUGGUGUCACAGCUAAAGUACCUCUUCGGGAUAAAAACAGAACGCUACAGCGGGCCUUUAUCAGUCAUAUAUAGCUUCAUCGCAGUAGUUUCGAAAAUUACAACAACCAAUACUGCAGCAAUAACUGUUGCAUUAAUUUGUGUUGUGUUUCUGAUGGGGGUAAAAGAAAUCAACGAACGCUUUAAAAAGAAGCUGCCAGUUCCAAUACCUGGGGAAAUCAUUGUGGUGAUAAUUUCAACUGGUGUCUCAUAUGGGAUGGAACUCCGUGAGAACUAUAGAGUAGAUGUUGUUGGAGAAAUACCUGUUGGGCUCCUUCCUCCUGCUGUUCCAGAUUUCAGCAUAUUUGCUGCCGUAAUAACAGAUUCCUUUGCCAUUGCAAUUGUGGGCUUUUCUAUGGCUGCAUCAAUGUCCAAAAUCUUUGCUCUUAAACAUGGCUACACUGUUAAUGGCAAUCAGGAGCUGAUCGCAUUAGGCUUGUGUAAUUUUUUAGGAUCAUUCUUCCAGACAUUUGCCGUCACCUGCUCAAUGUCCCGUAGCCUUGUCCAGGAGAGCACAGGAGGGAAAACUCAGAUUGCAGGGUUGUUGGCCUCCAUUGUCGUUCUCCUAGUUAUUGUGGGUAUCGGUUUUGUCUUUGAAACAUUACCUCAGACGGUUCUGGCAGCGAUUAUUAUGGUGAAUUUGAUAGGGAUGUUUAAACAGUUCAAAGACAUCCCUUUGCUCUGGAGAACCAGCAGGAUUGAACUUGCAAUAUGGUUUGUGGCUUUUGUUGCAUCUGUUCUCCUGGGAUUAGAUUAUGGACUGCUUGUGGCUGUUGCGUUUGCAAUCAUCUCUGUUAUUUACAGAACUCAAAGUCCAAAAUACACAAUUCUUGGCCAGAUCCCAGGGACUGAUUUAUACUGUGCUACUGAAGAGUACGAAGAGGUAAUGGAGCAUUCUGGUAUUAAAAUAUUCCAAGCAAAUAGCCCGCUGUACUUUGCCAAUAGUGAACUUUAUGUUAAAGCCCUAAAAAAAAAAGACAGGAGUGGAUCCUGUUGCAUUACUAACAACAAAGAAAAAAAGUCAGAAGAAACAAGAAAAGGCAAAAAACCAAGCAAAGACAACUAACAAGAAAAGAAAUUCAGUUGUUAAACUUACCAACGAUCAGGAGAUGGGUGUCAAACAUGAGCUUAUGGAAGGAGAGACUCACACAGACUUAGUCAGGAACGGUCAGUUUGCAACUGCU